ACAGCGGAAGGAACUUUGACCAGCGCUAGUUAGCAGCCGGCUAGCUGUUUACUGUAUUGUUUUCUUCUUUUUUUUUGUUUAAGUGUGUUGUGGCAUAUGCAGAGAGAUGUGGUUUAUUUAUUUACUAAGCUGGCUUUCGUUGGUGGUCCAGAUAUCCUUUGUCACUCUAGCAAUAGCUGCUGGCCUGUACUACUUGGCAGAACUAAUAGAAGAAUACACAGUAGCCACCAGUCGAAUAAUAAAGUACAUGAUACUGUUCUCGACAGGUGUGCUGGCAGGUCUUUAUGUUUUUGAAGGCUUCCCAGUGUUGAUGGUGGUAGUCGGCCUCUUCACAAACCUGGUGUACUUUGGCCUCCUACAGACCUUUCCCUACAUACUCCUGAGCUCCCCAAACUUCAUCCUGUCCUGUGUGUUGGUGGUGGUGAAUCAUUACAUGGCCUUCCAGUACUUCGCACAAGAGUAUUACCCAUUCUCAGAGGUGCUGGCGUACUUCACCAUUUGCCUGUGGGUGAUUCCCUUUGCCUUCUUUGUGUCAUUGUCAGCGGGAGAAAAUGUACUUCCAUCCACCAUGCAGCAAGGAGAUGAUGUGGUGUCAAACUAUUUCACUAAGGGCAAACGGGGGAAGAGGUCUGGAAUCCUCCUCGUGUUCUCUUUCCUCAAGGAGGCAGUGCUGCCCAGUCGACAGAAAAUGUACUAAGGAGCUCGAAUUUGGGGUACAGCCUGGGUCAGGGCUGGGGGUAUGUGAAUGUGUUGGAGAUCGAGGGAAAGCAGGAAGGACAGUGGAAAUCGUUCAUGGAUGGGACUAAAU
Messenger RNA from Melanotaenia boesemani (Boeseman's rainbowfish), 808 nucleotides. RefSeq names its product testis expressed 261 (gene tex261). The transcript has 6 exons. Gene Ontology annotation, cellular component: COPII-coated ER to Golgi transport vesicle; endoplasmic reticulum membrane; Golgi membrane. The coding region runs from base 107 to 697 and encodes 196 amino acids. Gene Ontology annotation, biological process: endoplasmic reticulum to Golgi vesicle-mediated transport. Gene Ontology annotation, molecular function: COPII receptor activity. Lineage: Eukaryota; Metazoa; Chordata; Actinopteri; Atheriniformes; Melanotaeniidae. The record is from RefSeq and is a predicted model, not a curated record.